UUUUUUUUCAAGAUAAAUUUAGAAGGGCAAAACCGCCUAAAAUGGUGACAAACUCACAACCCCAAAUUUCGUGAGACCAUCAAAAUUCAAAGCUACUGACUGAGAUCAAAUCCAUUCUUGUUAAUAUUAAUCUCAUAAACCCUUUGGAGUUUAGGGUUUUAGCAGAAAGAGUUACUAUGCUUAGAAUUGGAGCUAAGCUCUUUAGAACUGCAAGAAUUGGUAGCUCCACCUUGUCUCAUUUCAGGUCACCUUCAAGAUUCUUAUCUUAUAGUAACAAUAACAACAAAAAUGUUAAUAACACUGGUUUCAAGACAAGCCCUGUUGCUCUUCAGAUGAUUAAUUAUGCUCUUUCUCUUGCCCGUGCACAAAAAUCAGAUGAAUCAUAUGCGCAAGCUCAAUUGAUACUUGAGCAAUGCCACUCAACUCAGUCGGAUGAGAGUGCUAAAGGAUUGGUUUUGUUCGCUAUGUCUACCUUAUUUUCUGAAAGCGGGAAUUUUGGUGAAGCCAUUGAGAAGCUCCAGAAAAUUCAAGAAUUGGGCUUGUCAUCUUUAGCUGUUAGAGUUGCCGCCUCUGAAGCACUUGCUGGGCUUUAUUUAGAAUCGUAUCAAGAUGAUUCUUCAUCAGCAACUGCAGAUAUGUGCUUGCAACUGCUGGAAACCAUAAGGCUAGGGAUUGGUGGUGGUGGAUCUGAGCUUUUGGAAGCUCGUGCCAAGGCAUUGAAAGGGCUGGUUGAGUUGGUACGUGGUAACGUUGAAUCAGCCCAGUCAUUCUUUGAAGGAGCUCAGGGUGAUAAAGGUUGCUUUGGCAACGUUGCGCUAUCUUAUGGUGAAUUCUUGCAUUGUAUGCGGAAUUUCCAAAUGGCGAGGGAGUUAUAUCAAAAGGCAAUGCAGGACGUAUCAGAAAGUAAAGAUUUUACUGACUCGCAGUCCUUAUCAGCGUGUAAUAUGAACUUGGAGGAGACUUUGGUUGGAGCUACUUGUGCUCUAGGACAGCUUGAGGCUCACUUGGGGAAUUUUGAUGAUGCUGAAGAAUUACUAACUGCAGCAUUGAAGAAAGCAGAAGAGCGCUUUGGUAAUUAUCAUCCAAAGGUAGGUAUCAUUUUGACCUGCGUAGCUCUCAUGUAUCGACAUAAAGCAGCCAUGGAGCGGUCAAGCUCGCUUUUGAUCCAAGAGGGACUCUAUAGAAGAGCAAUUGAAGUGCUCAAAGCUCCACCCUUGGAAGUAGAAGGUGUUGAAGCGAUUAAGUCGAGAAGGGAUAUACUUGCCCUUGCAAGAGGUGGUUAUGCAGAGACGCUUAUUGUGCAACAAAACAGAAAAGCAGAAGGUGAAAAGAUGAAGCGGUGGGCUGAAACAGCUUGGACAAAUCGCAGAUUAUCACUCGCUGAGGCACUAGAACCAUCCGAGUCAUCAGCGAAGGUGGCUGUCAUAGACACUCGAAUAAGCCGGAUCCUGUAGUUUCCCUUCUUACAUGUUUCCGUGGAAAUGUUAAGGCGCAUUAUGUUCAAAACUCACAAGUAUCUAUAUACUUUUAUAGAUAUAAUAUGCUCUAUAUGAGUUGUAAUGUUAGAGUUGAGCACUAUGUAAGCUUCUAGGUAGUACCCCUUUGAAUGCGUUAAAGAAAAGGUCUAAAAUUGUUUUGAUUUUGAUUUUCUUUAAUUGUUGUAGCUGGAACUGUUUCUGCACAUAAAUCCCAGAAUAGGUUUCAAAAUUUUCUUGAAAUAUGAAUGUAUUACUGUU
Lycium ferocissimum is the source of this 1736-nucleotide messenger RNA. RefSeq lists its product as uncharacterized. NCBI's taxonomy places the organism in Eukaryota, Viridiplantae, Streptophyta, Magnoliopsida, Solanales, Solanaceae. The coding region runs from base 177 to 1454 and encodes 425 amino acids. The record is from RefSeq and is a predicted model, not a curated record. Gene Ontology annotation, cellular component: mitochondrion. The transcript is spliced from 12 exons. Gene Ontology annotation, molecular function: protein binding.